AUGCAAGCCGAAGCGCGUUCCAGGGCACUGAUUAUAGGUGCCGGGAUCUCGGGGCUCGCCGCCGCAUGGUGGUUGGAAAAGGCCGGAUGGGCUUGCACCAUUGUUGAAAAGUCGCCGUCGAUGCGCGAGGGAGGCUACAUUGUCAGUAUCUCCGGCUCGGGUCUGGAAACAGUCAAAAGGAUGGGCCUAUACGAGAAGCUGGACGAGAUCUCGUACAAUUUUGAUGAGAAUGUGGUCAAGGAUAAUGGUGGCCGCGAGCUUCUACGUCUUCGCUACAAAGAUGUACACGGCGGUGUCGAUGCCUUGGCCGUAUGCCGCGACGACCUUGCCCGCGUCCUAGCCAACGCUAUAUCUGAAUCUGUCGCCUUUCGCUUCGGUGACACGGUAGUCAAAAUUGAGGACGACGGUACCAAGGCUCAAGCUACCCUCAGCACCGGCGAGACCCUCGAAGCAGAUCUACUCAUAGGGGCCGAUGGUAUUCGAUCCUCUACUCGAAAUUACCUCUGCGAAGGCAACAAAUGUCUGGAGGAUCUGGGCUAUACCUACGCUGUCUAUGAUAUUGAGGGACAGCCAGGCCUUGACUCUGAUUGCGUCUCGUUUAAUAGCCCGGGGCAUCUUGAUGUGCUGUACACUUUGAGAAAUAAUCGUGUUGCCGCGCUUCAUAUUUGGCGGGAUGACCAAACACGAUUACAAGAUAAGCAAAGCCAGUUCGACAAAAUUCGUCACAUUACGUCCGGCAGCACGAAACUAGUCACAGAUGUGAUUAGCCUCGCUGAGAGAAACGGCUCUACGCCCGUCGUCGACCGCUUAACGAUGGUGUCCUUGCCAAACUGGCACAAAGGCCGGGUGCUAUUGCUAGGUGAUGCCGCACACUGUCUCACGUUGAUGUCUGGACAGGGGGCCGGGAUGGCUCUCGCCUCCGCAGAGAUCCUGGGCAAGGAGCUGAUGUCUACCAACAUUGUUGCUACUGCGCUGUCCCAGCAUGAAAGGAAGCUAAGGCCAAUAAUCGAACGCCUUCAACAACGAAGCCGGAAGAUGGCGGCCAUGUACAUCCCGAAAAACACCUUCAUGUACCAUCUACGAAAUUUCUUCCUGCGGUUUAUGCCGUAUUCAUGGAUUGUCUCUUGGCAUGCAAGUAGCGCCAAGUCCGAGAUUGAUUCGACACUCAGCUAG
Clonostachys solani is the source of this 1173-nucleotide messenger RNA. Lineage: Eukaryota; Fungi; Ascomycota; Sordariomycetes; Hypocreales; Bionectriaceae. The record is from the annotation of a GenBank genome assembly.